CCUUACUUCUCAAAAGAGGUCCCGUGGAGACAUGUGUGUGUGAAUACCCGACUAGUAAAAAAAAAAAAAAAAACACAAAAACAUUCUUCCCCACCUGAACUCACGCAAAGCCCUUAAUCAAAAAAUAGGUCUACUUAUGAUACCACCAAUAAAAAAUGAACACCUAACCGCUUACAAAAAAAAAAACUUAAAUUGUUCUGCGGACCGGCUUAUUUAUUCACAUUUCAAUUUUCAUACCCAUACAAUUGGAACACUAUCGAUAUGAUGUUCUGUAGACUGUAGCAUAGGUCAGUAACAUUUAUACAAACCGGUAGACCACAAACGAUGGACAUCACUCACCUGCUACACGUUGUUUGAAUUACCAAAAGCAACCAUAAUAGUCCUCUAAUUUACUCCAUGGCCGUAUCUCUCUUCAACCCCCAACUUCAUGUCCGCCAUCAUCGUUCGAACAACAAAGCUCUCUCGGUCUUCAGUCCCAAGAUAUCACAUUUCAAAACCAACACCAAACUCCGAUUCCAGUUUUCAACUAUACCCAACAAGCAUAGAUACAAAUGUUCCUUUUCUCCGAAUUUAGCAUCCAUACUUGAAUCCUCGUUGCCCAGUAUACUGAGGUGUGAAGGCAAAGAAGGUGGAGAUAAAAAAGUUGAGCUUUUGGACAUAAUCAAGAGAUGGGUGGUUUUGAUUCGAUCGGUGUUUCUCGGUGGAAGUUGGUGGAAUUUAUACGAGCCCAGAGAAGUCGAAAGCACACCAAUGGCGGUGAAGCCGAUUACUGUUUCGUCUGCUCUUCGUCAAAUGUGGGCGUUGGUUGAAAAUGAUAAAUGGGUUAUAUACACUGCAUUCGGUUCUCUAACCAUUGCUGCGCUUUCAGAGAUAUCAAUACCAAAUUUAUUGGCAGCUUCUAUCUUUUCCGCACAGAGUGGUGGGAUCACAGAAUUCUACAGGAACUCGCAGCUCUUGUUUUUGUUAUGCAUUACCUCUGGAAUAUGCAGUGGUUUGCGAAGUGGGUGCUUCGGGAUUGCAAAUCUGAUCCUGCUUAAGCGUCUGAGGGAAAAGUUAUACACAGCUCUCAUUUUUCAGGAUAUAUCUUUUUUCGACACAGAAACUGUUGGUGAUCUGACGAGCAGGCUUGGCGCAGAUUGUCAAAGAUUGUCUCGUGUUAUUGGAAGUGAUCUGCAUUUAAUAUUACGCAGUGUUCUUCAGGGGAUCGGUGCAUUGACUCAUUUGAUGACUUUAUCUUGGCCUCUAGCAUUUUCAGCUUUGGUGAUAUGCUCUAUUCUAUCUGCAAUCUUUCUGAUUUAUGGCCAGUACCAAAAGAAGGCGGCAAAGUUUACCCAAGAGUUCACUGCUUGUGCCAACAAUGUUGCGCUAGAAACUUUUUCUUCGAUGAAAACUGUACGAGCUUAUGGAACGGAAAGAAAAGAAAUUGGAAGGUACAAGCAAUGGCUAGAAAAAUUGGCUUUCAUAAACGUGCGAGAAAGCGUUGCUUAUGGAUUCUGGAACCUGAGUUUCGACACCCUGUAUCGUUCAACACAGGUUACUGCUGUCAUGUUAGGAGGAAUGUCUAUUCUGGCAGGUCAUUUAUCGCCCGAGCAACUUACUAAGUAUGUCUUAUAUUGCGAGUGGUUAAUUUUUGCGGCUUGGAGGGUGCAAGACAAUUUGACAUCAUUACUCCAGUCUGUUGGAGCAAGUGAAAAGGUUUUUCAUUUAAUGAAUUUAUUGCCUUGCGACCAAUUAUUAUCAGAAGGAGUGAAAUUGCAAGGUCUGAUGGGACAUAUUGAGUUUGUCAAUGUGUCCUUUUCCUAUCCUUCAAGAAUAAUGGUACCCAUUCUAGAACAUGUGAACAUCUCUAUAAAAGCUAAUGAAGUGGUUGCUAUUGUUGGUCUCAGUGGUAGCGGUAAAAGCACUUUUAUCAAUCUCUUGCUUCGUCUCUAUGAGCCAGCCAGCGGCAAGAUUUUAAUUGAUGGUUUUCAUCUCAAAGAGCUGGACAUCAGGUGGCUCAGGCGAAAAAUUGGAUUUGUCGGACAGGAACCCCAUCUUCUUCGUAUGGAUAUCAAGUCAAACAUAACUUAUGGUUGCUUUAGAGACAUCAAGCAGGAAGAUGUAGAAUGGGCUGCGAAGCAGGCUUAUGCUCAUGAAUUCAUCUCCUCCCUUCCCAAGGGUUAUGAAACUGUUGUUGACGAUGAUCUGCUCAGCGGUGGACAAAAGCAGCGGAUUGCUAUUGCUAGGGCUAUUGUUAGAGACCCUGAUAUUCUAAUCCUUGAUGAAGCCACCAGUGCUCUGGAUGCAGAAAGUGAAUACUAUGUCACGGGUGUUCUUCAUGCUUUUAGAAAUGACAUUAAUACAAAAAGAACUGUCCUUAUCAUAGCACAUAGGUUGUCUACAGUAAAAGCUGCCGACAGAAUCGUGGUAAUGGAUGGUGGUCGAAUUGUGGAGAUGGGUACUCACAUGGAACUUUUGCACCGGAAUGGAUUUUAUGCACGGUUAGUGAAAAUAAAAGCGGAUACCUUAGCUUGAAAAAGGACUAGGAAGGUUUACUUCGGUUUCCGUUAAUGCUAAUUUUAGGCUUAAUCACUUAAUAAUCUACACUCGAAUAGGGUGUUCAAUAUCAUAUCUCCAUGUAUGAUUCAUGUCACGGCUGAAUACCUCAUUAUUUGAACUGAUUUUAGGUCCCUGUUGGUCCGUUAAAUUUGCUUUUUCCCAAUUCCUCGUUCCGUUGUGUUGACCAACUAUUCGAAAUUAUUCGAAAUGUGUGAUCGAGUAUUUAAAAUAAUAAAAAUUAUUUUUAUAUGA
Molecule: messenger RNA, 2790 nt
Organism: Cornus florida
Lineage: Eukaryota; Viridiplantae; Streptophyta; Magnoliopsida; Cornales; Cornaceae
Product: ABC transporter B family member 26, chloroplastic-like
Exons: 18
Coding region: 397-2514 (705 amino acids)
Biological process (GO): transmembrane transport
Cellular component (GO): membrane
Molecular function (GO): ATP hydrolysis activity; ABC-type transporter activity; ATP binding
Source: RefSeq, a predicted model, not a curated record